Messenger RNA from Pteropus alecto (black flying fox), 1418 nucleotides. RefSeq names its product NAD(P) dependent steroid dehydrogenase-like (gene NSDHL). The transcript is spliced from 8 exons. The coding region runs from base 199 to 1332 and encodes 377 amino acids. NCBI's taxonomy places the organism in Eukaryota, Metazoa, Chordata, Mammalia, Chiroptera, Pteropodidae. The record is from RefSeq and is a predicted model, not a curated record. Gene Ontology annotation, molecular function: 3-beta-hydroxy-Delta5-steroid dehydrogenase (NAD+) activity. Gene Ontology annotation, biological process: steroid biosynthetic process.
GGCCUCAUUGUUUGCGUCAAGCCGUGAGCUCAGAUUGGCUGAGCCGGCGCGGAGCCGAGCCAGUCGGGGUGGUGGAGGAGCCUCGGCUGAUCCUCGACUCACGCGGGCGGAAAGAAAAGGGUAGCCGUCGGCAGCCGGAGCGGUGGGUGCUGACUACGGGUUCGCUGAGGUCGGCCAGGGGGACAUCUACAGACAAAUAUGUCUUCAGGGAAGAAGGACUUCACAGGCAAGACCGUAUUUGAAGCUGAAAUGGAACAAGUUGACAAACCAACGGCAGACUUGGUCACAAGUACACUUUCGACAGAAGACAUUCCGGAAGCCAAGAGGUGCACGGUGAUCGGAGGCUCUGGGUUUCUGGGACAGCACAUGGUGGAACAGUUGCUGGCAAGAGGCUAUGCUGUCAAUGUAUUUGAUAUGCGACAGGGGUUCGACAAUCCCCAGGUGAAGUUCUUUAUGGGCGACCUCUGCAACCAACAGGACUUGUACCCAGCUGUGAAAGGUGUGAGUACAGUUUUCCACUGUGCAUCACCCUCCCCAUCAAGUAACAACAAGGAACUCUUUUACACAGUCAAUUACAUUGGCACCAAGAAUGUCAUCGAGACUUGCAAACAGGCUGGGGUUCAGAAACUCAUUUUAACCAGCAGUGCUAGUGUUAUCUUCGAAGGUGUCGACAUCAAGAAUGGCACAGAAGACCUUCCAUAUGCCAUGAAACCCAUUGACUACUACACAGAAACAAAGAUCUUACAGGAGAGAGAGGUCCUGGUCGCGAACAAUCCCGAGAAGAAUUUUUUCACCACAGCUAUCCGCCCCCAUGGCAUUUUCGGCCCAAGGGACCCCCAGCUGGUCCCCACCCUCAUUGAGGCAGCCAAAAAAGGCAUGAUGAAGUUUAUCAUUGGAAACGGAGAGAACUUGGUGGACUUUACCUUCGUGGACAACGUGGUCCACGGACACAUUCUGGCCGCAGAGCACCUUUCACAAGACACGGCCUUGGCUGGCAAGGCGUUCCACAUCACCAAUGACGAGCCCAUCCCUUUCUGGACAUUCCUGUCGCGCAUCCUGACAGGCCUCAAUUACGAGGCCCCUAAGUACUAUAUACCCUACUGGGUGGCCUACUACCUGGCCCUCCUGCUGUCCCUCCUGGUGACAGUGCUCAGCCCUGUUGUACAGCUGAAGCCCACUUUUACACCCAUGCGUGUCGCACUGGCUGGCACAUCGCACUAUUACAGCUGCGAGAAAGCCAAAAAAGCCAUGGGCUACCAGCCACUGGUCACUAUGGACGACGCCGUGGAGAGAACUGUGCAGAGCUUCCACCACCUGCGCAGAGUCGAGUGAGGUCCCCGAGAUGGGGCCCCCUCGCCGUGCUCCCCCAUGGAUAGCUCUCUCUGUGGGGGACCAAUAAACUAACCUCCUUUAAGUGA